Lampris incognitus (smalleye Pacific opah) is the source of this 986-nucleotide messenger RNA. RefSeq names its product bifunctional protein GlmU-like. The coding region runs from base 224 to 670 and encodes 148 amino acids. The transcript is spliced from 3 exons. NCBI's taxonomy places the organism in Eukaryota, Metazoa, Chordata, Actinopteri, Lampriformes, Lampridae. The record is from RefSeq and is a predicted model, not a curated record.
CCCCAAGGCGCUCGACCCUGGUCUGCUGGAAAUCAGUGACCGACGGCUGUCCGUCACUUCCAAACCCGACGGGGAGGCUUGGAAGCGUGUUUGAGGAGGUCGUGAGGUGCCGGGUUCCGCCGUGUGAACCGGCCGCGGUUCACUCUCACCAACUUCAGACGAAGCGUCGUGGAUUUCUUCACGUCCGCCGAGCCGCGGACGGGACGGUACCGCUGAAACCAGGAUGUCGUCAGCGGCCAGCGGUUCCUCCCUGCGGGUCUAUGCGGUGCGGCUCGGCCCGGGUCAGGAGCUGCUCACUUCUCUGGUGGCCUUCGUUGAGGAGCGAGGCCUCAGGGCGCCCUUCAUCGUCACCUGCGUCGGCAGCGUUACCAAGGCGACACUGCGGCUGGCCAACGCCAGCGCUGAGAACACAAACCAGGUGAUCCGCCUCAGCGAGCGGAUGGAGAUCGUCUCUCUGGUGGGCACGCUGAACAAGGAGGCCCACCUCCACAUCUGCCUCGCCGACAAAGAUGGCCGCACGGUCGGCGGUCACGUGCUAGGCGACCUGGAGGUCUUCACCACAGCGGAGGUGGUGGUGGGCGAGGCCACAGACCUGCAGUUUACCAGAGAGAUGGAUCCCUCCACCGGCUUCCCAGAACUGCUGGUUCAGACCUGCUCACAAACAAACUGACCUGCCUGGUCAGUAUUGUGGGGGGGGCUGGGGGCUGGGGGGGGUUAGCUGGGUCAACAUCUGUACACCAUCAGAAAACAUUAGAAACUCAAAUUUAGUUGUUCUUUAGUCUUAGUGCUUGUAUUAAGAGAGCUGUCAAUCAGUUUGGGAGUGACAGCAGCUUCCUGUCCUGUGGUUUGUAUUUUGGUAGCGGGAUGACCGUUGGGUUUAUAUUCAGAUUGAGGAUUGUCGCUUUUAAGGAAAGUGUCAUUGAUUUUUUUUGUGAAUGUGGAAUCAAUGCUGUAGUGGACUGAAGUAAUACAAUACUGAUGAAGAA